This is a messenger RNA of Strongylocentrotus purpuratus (purple sea urchin), 9409 nucleotides long. Its product is annotated as neurogenic locus notch homolog protein 2. Gene Ontology annotation, molecular function: calcium ion binding. The record is from RefSeq and is a predicted model, not a curated record. Gene Ontology annotation, biological process: heterophilic cell-cell adhesion; establishment or maintenance of epithelial cell apical/basal polarity. Lineage: Eukaryota; Metazoa; Echinodermata; Echinoidea; Camarodonta; Strongylocentrotidae. Gene Ontology annotation, cellular component: protein-containing complex; plasma membrane.
AUGCAGAGCAAAAAAUGAUUGGUCUUGUGGAGACUCUCAUUGAGGGUGGCCAGUUGGACCUGAGCUCUAGAGUAGAUGAUUUCACUGCUGUACUGGAUGAGAGCUCUUUCAACUAUGAAUUAGUGGAAUUGGUGUGCACCCCCUCCCUAUACAGUUAACAACGACAUCUAUCGCUGUGUACCAUGUGGAAGUGGCUUUUACUAUGGCAAUGAAACUCAGGAAUGUAUCCAGUGUGAAGUAGGGACAUAUCAAGACACACAUGGAGAGUUCACAUGUCAUCAGUGCCCCGAAGGACAAUCUACUAUUGCAGUCGGAUCCAAGAAUGUGAGCCAGUGCAUAGACAUCUGCCAACCUGGUUAUAGUUCGUUCACCGGUCUAGCACCAUGCAACCAUUGCCCGAUAGGAAGCUAUCAAGAGGAAUUCUUUGCUACAGAAUGUACCAGCUGUCCUGUUGGCAUGACAACACUAAACAAAGGCUCUACUUCAUCUCUUGAAUGUAUUGAGUUUUGUGCAGCUGGAGAGUACUCUUCAUCAGGCUUUGGCCCUUGUACGGCAUGUCCGCUUGGUACUUAUCAGAGUGGAACUCAGCGAAGUACAUGUCAUCAAUGCCCCGGUGAAACUACAACAAUGCAGAUAGGUUCUACUGAUGCAUCCAUGUGUGUUGAUAUUGAUGAAUGUGAGAGCCAGCCGUGCCAACACGAUGCAAGCUGCCUUGAUGGAAGUAACUCCUUCACAUGUAUCUGUGGAUUGGGAUAUACAGGGUCUACGUGUGGUGAUCAGAUUCUACCGUGUGACUCUGAUCCCUGCCUCAAUGGAGCGUCUUGUGUGGAUGAAGUCAAUCAGUUUACGUGCAUGUGUGCUCCAGGAUAUACAGGCUCCCUGUGUGAGGAACAAAUCGACUAUUGUGAUCUAUCACCAUGCAUGAACAAUGCAACCUGUACGAAUAGCAUUGGCGAUUUUGAGUGCUCUUGUCUCUUUGGCUUUGGUGGAAAAACUUGCUCAGAGGACAUAGAUCAUUGUGAUGAUAAUGCAUGUUUGAAUGGUGCAACCUGCUUAGUCUCUGAACUGUCAUUAGGUGGAUACACCUGUCAAUGUGGAGAGGGAUAUAUAGGAGUGAAAUGUUCUAGUAACAUUGAUGAUUGUAGGAGCAGUCCUUGCUUAAACGAUGGUAAUUGCACUGAUGGCAUCAACAGUUUCACUUGCUCAUGUACAACGGGAUACAACGGUUUUAUAUGCGACAAUGACAUUGACUUGUGUGCUGAUUGGAACUGUCAAAAUGGUGGCACUUGCAAAGAUCUUGGAAAAAGAGCGGUCUGUGCGUGUCCUGAGGCCUAUGCCGGACAGUUCUGUGAUGAAGUCAGGACAGCAUGCAGUGACUCUCCCUGCAGAAAUGGAGGCACAUGUACAUCUGGUGAUGAUACCACCUUGGCCUUCGAUUGCACCUGUACCGAGGGAUACAUUGGACAGACCUGUGAGACAGAGGUCAACUUCUGUCAGCCAGAUCCUUGUAGGAAUGGAGCUACUUGUGAGGAUCAAACUGCAACUUACAUCUGCCACUGUCCUGAUGGAUUCACAGGGGAAACCUGUGCUGAGGAGAUAAGAUGGUGUGAUGACAUUCCAUGUGGACUGAACUCAACCUGCAUAGAAGAACCCCUUUCCUUCACUUGCCUGUGCGAUGUAGGUUACACUGGAGAGAGAUGUGAAGAGGUGUUGACUGUCUGUGAUGCCCAAGACCCUUGUCUCAAUGGAGCUACAUGUAGCGGAGACUCUCUUACAUUUCAAUGCCAGUGCCCACCAGCAUAUCAAGGGUUGUUAUGCGAGCAUGAGAUCAACCCAUGUGCUUCUUCACCCUGUCUAAAUGGAGGUUCCUGUGUGAAAGAUCUACAGUUUUAUCGGUGUGACUGUACUGCAGGGUUUGAAGGAAUACACUGUGAAGGCAAUCAGGAUGAAUGUGCAAGCGAACCUUGUGAACAUGGAACAUGCAUUGAUGGAAUCAACUCUUUCUCCUGUGGCUGUGAAGCAGGAUACACAGGCCAUACAUGCAGUGAAGACAUGUUUUGUGAUGCCAACCCAUGUCAGAACGGGGGAUCAUGUGAAAGCCUAAUCACAAAAUUUAGUUGCUUGUGUGCUCCAGGAUUUCGGGGAACAACAUGCAGCAGCCAAAUAAACUUCUGUCGUCUAAGACCAUGCACAAGUGGAAAUUAUGUACGUUGUGAGAAUGUAAUCGGUGGUUACACAUGUGGGUGCAAGGAUGGUUUCACUGGAUUAAAAUGUGAGUCUGAGAUCAACGAAUGUGAGAUGUCACCAUCUCCUUGUCAGAAUGAUGGAAGGUGUAUCAACCAAUGGGGGACAUUCACCUGCCAGUGUCAACUAGGCUUCACCGGUAACCUGUGUGAAAUAAACAUUGCUGACUGCAUGAACCACGCCUGUGAAAACGGGGCAUCCUGUAUAGACGGCAUCAAUAGUUACAGCUGUCUUUGUACUGGAGGAACAUACGGGUCACGGUGCCAGCUGAAGUCAACACCAUGUGAUAACAACCCCUGCUACAAUGGUGGUGUGUGCACUAUUAAUCAAGCUAGUUUCUCCUGUGAAUGCCUGUCUGGUUUUACAGGACCUUCCUGCGAAGUCGACAUUGAUGACUGUGUCAAUCAUCGUUGUGCUAGCAGCUCGACAUGUGAAGACCAGUGGGAUAGCUACCGCUGCAUAUGUCCACUGGGUGUAACUGGAGACUUAUGUGAUCAGGAAAUUGAUGACUGUCUUUCUGAGCCUUGCCAGCAUGGAGCAACUUGUAUAGAUGGAAGAUCAAGAUAUACAUGUGCCUGUUCAAGUGGAUUCACUGGAAACUUCUGUGAAGUUGACAUCCUUGAAUGCUCCUCUAACCCUUGUGUCAACUUUGGUACAUGCAUAGAAGAAACUGAUAGGUUUGAUUGCCAAUGCGCAGAAGGUUAUCGUGGUACGAACUGUGAAGAGCUUAUAAGAUCAUGUGUUUCCAGCCCAUGCAAGAAUAAUGGCACCUGCACAGACGGCUUCAUGCAGUUUAUCUGUACUUGUCAUCCUGGCUUUACAGGGGAUGAAUGUGAAACAGUUAUUCCUGAUAAUUAUGAUCUCAAACUGGUUCCUGAGAUAUCUUCCAUUGUGUUUUCUGCUGAUGUGAGCACCGAAUUGCAGAAUAUAACUGUUUCUCUCUGGGUGAAGGCAGAUGUGACAUCAUCUGACAAGCAGCUCGUUGACUUUAAGAUGGGUAAUCUUCAGUUCGGCAUUUACAAUCCUUGCAGUCUUUUUUUCAAAGAAGCUGGUCGGAUUCAUUCAUCUACUGGGCCUACCAUUUGUGAUGGUCGCUGGCAUCAUGUAUUGAUCCUAUUCAUUAACAUUGGAAGAUGGUCUGUUCUCCUGGAUGGCUCUGAAAUUAUGAGUGACAAUAGUGAUGCAUCUCAAUACAAUCUCUCAGGAAACUUGCAACUUGAAGUUGGAGCUGAUAAAUUUGACCGAAACGAUUCUAUUUACAUGACUGGCAUCAACGUUUGGAGUGGAUAUGUUUCAGAUGACGUGUUGUCUAGAGUCACAUCAGAGUGUUUGCCACAGCUUUAUGGGAACAUUAUUUCAUGGACAGACUUUGACUCCCACCAGGCUUUUCCUACAACCUCCCUGACUCCCUCAAUGUGUGAUGAUACUGAUGAAUGUCAGAGCCUGACCCCCUGCCAAAAUGGAGCUACUUGCAUUGACAAACUCCGCUCCUACAUAUGCGUGUGUCUUGAAGAUAAUGAAGGAAUAAACUGUGAAAAGUUUAUCGACCUGUGCAAUAAUGCGAGCUGCGAGAACGGAGGAUCUUGUACAACUAUGAAUAGGACAAUUCUCUGUUCAUGCCCUGAAAGAUUUUUAGGAGAGUUUUGUGAGCUUGAAAUUAUUAAUGGUAGUUGGAGUGAUUGGUUGCCGUGGAGUCCAUGCAGUGCAUCGUGUGAAGGUGGAACUCGAAACACUUCAAGGGAAUGUACCAACCCACCACCUAAUGAAUAUGGACAACCUUGUCAUGGAGAAAAUACAAAACAAGAACCAUGUAAUAUCCAGGAAUGUCCAGGUUGUCUUCAUCUGCAGAGUCCUGAGAAUGCCACACUUAACUGUUGGAGUGAAGGUGAAACCAAGAAGUGCACAGUUAGUUGUAACUCACCUGAUCUUGGCUUCGUUCAACCUACGCUGCCAGAGUAUUCCUGUGGCCUGGAGUCAGAUUACAAAUGGGAUCAUGAAAGUGAUAACAAUCGUAGAGCAAGUUUGCCUCCUUGCAGGGAAACGAUGUCUCCGGAUUCGUUAGAGGUGCAAGUCAACUUUGCUUACCCAGGCGCAACAUGUGCUUCGGUAGCAGAUGAAGAAAGCCUUAAAGAACUAGUCAGCUCUAACAUCAUGAACAAUGUUGAAGGCAGUGGCUGCAAUGAUUGUGCUCUCUCAAAUAUACAGGUCAACAAUUGUGGUCUGUCGAAGAAGAGGUCAAUUGAAGAAUCUCCUAUCACUAUCUCAUUCAACAUAGAUUUCAGCAAUGUAACUAUGGAGGGAUCAUUCAGCGAAUUUAGCAACAGAUUUGACAAUCGUGUGAGAAAUGGAUCCUUCUCCUUGGAAGUCGAUGGUCAGGUCAUUGCAGUUGAACUUAAUCAAAGUAGCGGUGAGGUCAAGAUUACGUGUCCAAGAGGGUCUGGUUUGACAGUACAGGGAAGCUGCGUUGUAUGCCCCGCUGGUACUUUCCAGUACUUCCUACCAAACACCAGCGAAGCUGAGUGUGCACCCUGCUUGCUACACACCUAUCAAGAUCAAGAGAGACAAGCUGAGUGUCUUCCAUGUCCUUCAGGUUUAAUAACGAAUGAUCCCGGAGCUGAUAAUAUUAACCAUUGUAUAGAACCAUGUCCACUUGGUCAUUACCAAGAUGUUUGGUCAGAUCCUAGUAACACUACAUGUGUUCAGUGCCCUCUCGAUUCUUACCAAAACGAAAUCGGAAAAGAAAGCUGUUUCCCUUGCCCCACUGGAUAUGUAACUCUGGAACUAGGAGCAGCAAGUGCCUCUGAUUGUGUUGCGGUGUGUAAUGCAGGGCAUUACGUGGAUCUUUCAAACGAGACCAAUCCACAAUGCCCACCGUGUUCACUCAACACAUUCUUAGAUCUUGAUAUGCACCAAGAACAAGAAUGUAUUCCAUGUGCUCCAGGAAUGAUUACCAUUCAGAAUGGAUCUUCACAAAGUACCGACUGUUUUGUUGUGUGCCAGCAAGGGACCUAUCUGGAAAGUUCAUUGUGUAUUCCAUGUCCUCUAAACACCUAUCAAGACCAGACCAAUCAUCGUGAGGAAUCCUGCAUCCUAUGUCCUGGCAACCUGAUUACUUUCAAUGAAAGUUCAGAUAAUCUUGCAGACUGUACAGUUGCUCCUGGCAUGGAAUGCAAUGCUCUACUUGAUCCUUGUACAGGAGGUGGGAUGUGUAUGAAUGCUACUGGCCUCAUUACCUGUACCUGCCCAAGAGGGUUCAACAAGUACAAUGAUACCCAUUGCCAAGAUUAUGAGUCAACUACUCAACCUCCUGAAACAACAACUGCUCCACCGGGAUCAACUACUCAACCUCCUGAAACAACAACUGCUCCACCAGGAUCAACUACUCAACCUCCUGAAACAACAACUGCCCCACCGGGAUCAACCACUCAACCUCCUGAGACAACAACUGCCCCACCAGGAUCAACCACUCAACCUCCUGAGACAACAACUGCCCCACCAGGAUCAACUACUCAACCUCCUGAAACAACAACUUCUCCGCCGGGAUCAACUACUCAACCUCCUGAAACAACAACUGCCCCACCAGGAUCCACAACUCAACCUCCUGAAACAACAACUGCCCCACCAGGAUCAACUACUCAACCUCCUGAAACAACAACUGCUCCACCGGGAUCAACUACUCAACCUCCUGAAACAACCACUGCCCCACCAGGAUCAACUACUCAACCUCCUGAAACGACAACUGCCCCACCAGGAACAACUACUCAACCUCUUGAAAUAACAACUAUUCAAGAGCCAACCACAUCCCAUCCACCAACAACCGACAUUGAUGAGUGUGCCAGUGGCAGUAACCCAUGCACUUUGGCUAAUGAGGAGUGUGAGAACACAGUUGGAAGUUACCAAUGUGUGUGUGCUGCAGACUUUGUGAGGACAAGAGGCUUUUGCCUGACUAGCGCCACCAUCACUGGGUCCAUCACCAUCAACCUGGUAAACGGCAGGAUCGUACCGUACACAGCCUCGCUAUCAGAUCCAACGUCGGAGGAAUACAUGAACUUGGAAGCCCUUGUAUGUGGAGCGUUUCUAAAUGUGAUUGAUGGUUGGGUAAUCGCCAGCACGCCAUACCCCAUGUCCACUUGUGAGGUCACCGGCUUUGCUCCGGGUUCAUCGUCCGAAACGAUCGUGUCGUAUGCUAUCACUGUGUAUGGGGAGAACACAGAGGGCGUAGCCAGAAUUACCUCCGAUAUCAUGAGCAACGGAUUCUCUGGCACUCCUUUAGUUUGGACUGAUGAGAACGGGAAUACCAUCCAACUUCUAUCUCUCUUCUUUGAUGAUGCUUCAGAGUGCAUGUUAGAAACAUCGUGUUCAGGAGUAAAUGAAGGUUGUACUGAAUUAGACCCAGGCUUUGAGUGUUACUGCACCAAUUCUUCUAUACGAUACAAGGAAUCUUGUUUGUAUUCUACGAGACUGGCAGGGAGUUUCCGAUACAAUAGCAUUAAUGGUGAUAGUGUGACCUACUCGCCCGCAUUAGCAAACACAGACUCGGCUGAAUUCUCAAAUAUGACUGCCAUCACAUGUGACGUGUUCAUGUACCAGCUUAAUCUAUGGAUGAAUGUCAAUGUGCCAUACACCUAUAUCGAAUGUAACAUCGCAGCCUUCCGCCCAGGAAGUAUCAUCGUCGACUUCAUCAUCGAUAUCUACGGCACAUCCCAGAUGGAGGCCAUGAUGAGGGCCCAGAUCGCUAGUGAUAAUGGAUUCCAAGGUUCUCCAAGUGACUGGACAGGGAAUGCUUAUACAGUCUAUGUGGAAGAACUUAUAUAUGAGAACCUGUGUGAGCCAACUCCGUGUGAAAAUGGAGGGACAUGCCUGUAUAAUGUCACUACCGAUACCACAUCUUGUUCUUGUCCGCCUGGCUUUGGUGGACCAGUCUGUGAAAACAAGGUUGCCUGUGAGAGACAUACUUGCCAGAACGGAGGAGUAUGCCAAGUAGACAUGAUGGGAGAUCCAUAUUGCGAAUGCCCCGCACAGUACACAGGAACGUUUUGUGAAAUUCCAGUUUCAUGUGAGGAGUUGGAUUGCCAAAACAACAGCACUUGCGAAGUUGACAGCAAUGGGGUUGCCUCCUGCAUCUGCUUGGAUGGAUAUGAAGGAAUCAGAUGCCAGCUAGAAUCAACUCCUGGUCUCUCAACAGGGAUCAUUAUCGGUAUCGUUUUGGGAGUCGCUGGUUGUGUUUUCCUUGUUGUUGUUCUUUGCUUCUGCUGGUUCAUCCUCUUUGCUGCUCGUCGUCGACAACAAUGCAAGCAAGAGUUCUUGGAGGGAGCAGAGAAUUGGGGUUACGGAGGGCGACGUUAUGCCCCAUCAUCGGCGCCAUCAUGUGGGGCAGUGGUGCGCAACGACCCAGCAGAGUUUGCCAGCAAGUCCUCGGACAACUUCUACUACUGCCAGAACACCAGAGGGCGACCUUUUGGUUCAACAGCUGCUGCUUCUGCUCCUCGUAACAGUCCCUUCUAUUAAUCCAUUAAUGUUAAUGCUGUUAUUGUUUCUCUUAAUAAUCACCAUUAAAAAUCACCAUUAAGGAAAAUGUGUCUAUAUUUUGAAAAAAGGAAGUAAUUAAACAAACUUAAUAUAUUACAACAGAAAAUAUUAAAUAUACAUACCCAAACCCAUACCUCAUUUCAGAUAAAGCUUGUCAUGCUGACCUGCUGACUGAAUAGGGGGCCAGCAUAGAUAAAUAUCCCCCUUCCCUCAACCCCCCCCCCCCCCCCAGUUUGUAGCAUAUGGCAAAUAGAAGAAAACUAUUAUUUGUCAUGGUCAAUUGCUCAAGGGAAAACAUCAAGGGCCAUAUAUUCCUACCUUCCAAAUCCAGAAUUGUCACCUAAAGCCCAAAGAUAAGUACAACUACGAAAUACGCAAUGGGAUUUUUUUUUACUUCAGGUUUAAUUUUGGGUCUAUGUCAAAACCGGUUUUGAUGGAAUAACUUUCCAAAUAUUUUUUUAAGAUUCUAAUCUUCAGUGUAUUUGUACUAUUGCAUUUAUUUAGAUGUGCAAAGAAUGAUAUUAUUUUCAAUCAGACAUCACAGCAUCGGAUGAAGGAGAUGGGAGAUGCUUCGAAACAGUCAGCAACUGAUCAUGCCGAAAGUCAUCAUGAUAAUAAUGCAUAUGAAUAAUAUGUAAAAACUCAGUUGUCUGAUAAGAUUUUUUUCUUGAGUUGCCUGAUGAAAGGUAAAUGUAGGUAGUAACUUCAAUUUGACGGGCUUCUCAAAACAAAGGCAUACACACAAGAAAACUAUUAUCAUUGAUUAAACGUUGUAGAGAAGAACUUCCAGUGAAAGCGUUAUGAUUACACUUAAAGUCGUUUGUAAAUAGAGCCGUUCAAAGCCAUGGUUCUUGGACUUAUUGCCUGACCUUUGCAAGAACAUGCAGGUAACCAUGGUAACAUAUAGGUUAUGUUACCACAUUAUCAACUUCAAACCGCUAUUUCAACAGAUGACAUGAACAAUUUUUGUAACAUACAACUUACAGUUAAAUUUGACAUAACACUGAUGGAUUUUGACUGGACAUCGGUUGUCACAAUGACAUUGAUAGACAGACAAGGACUUAAGAACAAAAAAACAAACAAAAAAAACAUUAAAAAAAUGUAGUGCUUACUAACUGAAAAUAAAGCAGACUUCCUUUAGUGAUGUCAUGUCAAUGUUCUUAUGGAGCAUCUUAUUAGUUUCCUUGUGAGACACAACAAAGUUUUAAGAAAUAUCUUCCAGUUUGAUGUUUCAAGAAGAGUAAACAUAGUAAUGAGGGCAGAAACUUGAUUGUUACUAGUGGUUUUUUGUACACGCAUCUAGGAUCAAUGAUUUAUAUGCUAAACUCAUUAAUUUCACUAGUGUAAGUGUUCAUUAUGAAAAGUUGAAGAUAAACAGUUUUUGAUCGCUAUAUUACUAUAUUACAGUUUAAUAAACAAUUUGUAUAAAAUAAAUGUAUACCAAACUUUUGUUGAUUCCCAUUUGAAAGUGAUGUCCUUUGUGGCCUUCAAAUAAGCAACUAAUAUUCUACAUAAUGAUACCUUAUUCAUAACUCAUCUGAAAUGGAUGACCGAGUAACUGCCUUUCCAAAAUGUAUUAUCACAAUCCUCUUUUACGAAGUUUGUCUGAAGCAAUGUAUGUGGGUCAGGAGCCCUU